CCCGGGCGGCGGCGGUGGAGGCGGCAGCCGGGCGUGAGGGGAGCGGUGUCCCCGCCGCCCCCUCACAGGUUCCCGCCCUUCCCGUGACAGCCCUGUGACACCCGCUUUGAUCCAUCCGCUCCCCAUUGGGAAACACAAGCCCAGCAGGUUGGAGGAACAGUCUGCAGGCUCCUCUUUGUGGGCACCGGGAACGACUCCACUCUUGGACACGAGGCUAAAGAACUUGACCAUGCCUCGUAGCCCAACAUCGAGUGAAGAUGAAAUGGCACAAAGCUUUUCCGACUAUUCUGUUGAAUCUGAAUCUGACAGCUCCAAAGAAGAAACCAUUUAUGACACAAUUAGAGCAACUGCAGAGAAGCCAAGCAGCAGAAUGGAAGACAGUCAGAGCAACACGUUAGUGAUUCGAAUUAUAAUACCUGAUCUGCAGCAAACGAAAUGCAUUAGAUUUAACCCAGAAGCUUCAGUGUGGGUCGCAAAGCAACGAAUUCUGUGCACAUUGAAUCAGAGUUUGAAAGAUGUCUUGAAUUAUGGACUGUUCCAGCCUGCGAGCAAUGGUAGAGAUGGGAAGUUUUUGGAUGAGGAACGACUUCUUAGGGAAUACCCACAGCCAGUGAAUAAAGGAGUUCCUUCGCUUGAGUUUCGAUACAAGAAAAGAGUGUACAAACAGUUCAACCUUGAUGAAAAGCAGCUGGCCAAGCUUCACACCAAGGCUAAUUUGAGAAAGUUUAUGGAUCAUGUCCACCAUCUCUCAGUGGAAAAAAUCACCAAGAUGUUGGACCGAGGACUGGACCCAAACUAUCAUGACCUAGAAAGUGGAGAAACACCCCUAACUUUGGCAGUUCAGCUUGACAAUACCGUAGAAGUGAUAAAAGCUCUGAAAAAUGGAGGAGCACAUUUAGACUUCAGAGCCAGAGAUGGAAUGACAGCUCUGCACAAAGCAGCCAGAGCCAAGAACCAAGUAGCCCUCAAGACCCUUUUAGAGCUUGGAGCAUCUCCUAACUACAAGGACAGCUGUGGCCUAACACCUCUGUACCACACUGCUAUUGUGGGAGGGGAUCCUUACUGCUGUGAGCUAUUACUUCAUGAACAUGCUACCGUCAGUUGCAAAGAUGAAAAUGGAUGGCAAGAAAUUCAUCAGGCUUGCCGAUAUGGACACGUCCAGCAUCUGGAGCACCUCCUCUUCUACGGCGCCGAUAUGUGUGCUCAGAAUGCCUCAGGAAACACGGCGCUGCAUAUCUGUGCCCUGUACAACCAGGAGAGCUGUGCAAGAGUGCUGCUGUUCCGAGGAGCUGACAAGGAGAUAAAGAAUUACAACAGCCAGUCUCCAUUUCAGGUGGCUAUAAUAGCGGGAAACUUUGAGCUUGCUGAAUAUAUCAAGAAUCACAGGGAAGCUGAUAUCGUGCCCUUUAGAGAGGCUCCCACCUACUCAAACAGAAGGCGGAGACCUCCGAGCACGUUAGCAGCACCUCGGAUCUUGCUUCGUUCCAACAGUGACAACAAUCUGAACAUCAACAACCUCCCUGAGUGGUCAGCCUCCUCCUCCGCUUCUUCACACCGCAGCCUUUCACCUCAUCUACUUCAACAGAUGCAGAAUAAUCCUAAUGGAACUGUAAAAACUGUGGGGAGUUACACUCCGUCCUCCCGGAGCCGGUCGCCGUCCCUGAACAGGCUGGGAGAGGAUGCCAAACGGCAGCAGCACAGGCACAUCAGUGCCGUUUACAGUCCUAGUGCCAACAAGGAUACUCUGUCUGCCUUGGAUUAUCAGGGUCCAAAACGCAAGCUUUACAGUGCUGUACCUGGAAGACUUUUUAUUGUUGUUAAGCCAUAUCAACCUCAAGGGGAAGGGGAAAUUCAUCUGCACAAAGGAGACAGAGUCAAAGUUUUAAGCAUUGGAGAAGGUGGAUUCUGGGAAGGCAGCACCCGGGGACAUAUUGGAUGGUUUCCUGCAGAAUGCGUUGAAGAAGUUCAGUGUAAACCAAAUGAAAGCAAACCAGAAACACGAUCAGAUAGAACAAAGAAGCUGUUUAGACACUACACAGUUGGAUCCUAUGACAGCUUUGAUGCUUCAAGUGACUGCAUAAUAGAAGAAAAGGCAGUGGUCCUGCAGAAAAAAGACAAUGAAGGAUUUGGAUUUGUGCUCAGAGGGGCAAAAGCUGACACACCAAUUGAAGAAUUCACCCCAACUCCAGCCUUUCCUGCUUUGCAGUACUUGGAAUCAGUGGAUGAAGGGGGAGUAGCAUGGCAAGCUGGCCUGAGAACUGGAGACUUUUUGAUCGAGGUUAACAAUGAGAAUGUGGUGAAAGUUGGCCACAGGCAGGUGGUGAACAUGAUUCGACAAGGGGGCAAUCACCUAGUUCUUAAGGUUGUCACAGUAACCAGGAAUCUUGAUCCAGAUGACACAGCUAGAAAGAAAGCCCCACCACCUCCUAAGCGAGCUCCAACCACUGCACUGACCUUGCGGUCUAAGUCAAUGACCUCAGAGCUUGAAGAGCUUGUGGAUAAAGCUUCAGUACGGAAGAAGAAGGAUAAGGUGGAUGAAAUAGUACCAGUUUCCAAGCCAUCAAGAAUUGCAGACAAUGCAACUGUGGACUCAAGAGUGGCAACUAUUAAACAGCGGCCUUCUAGUAGAUGUUUUCCCUCAGCUACAGAUAUGAAUUCCAUGUAUGAGAGACAGGGUAUUGCUGUGAUGACGCCCACUGUACCAGGGAGUCCUCAAGGUCCUUUUCUGGGUAUACCUCGGGGUACAAUGAGAAGACAAAAAUCUAUAGGAAUAACAGAGGAAGAACGGCAGUUUUUGGCUCCUCCUAUGCUGAAGUUUACCAGAAGUCUUUCAAUGCCUGACACCUCUGAAGAUAUCCCACCACCACCACAGUCCUUACCUCCUUCACCACCACCACCUUCUCCCUCUCUGUACAAUUCUCCCAAAUCCCUGACAUCAAGGAGCUAUGGAACUAUUAAACCUCCAUUUAAUCAGAAUUCAGGUGCAAAAAUUACUUUGGUUAGGCCUGAGAGUGUGGGAACGAUGAUAAGGGACAAGGGGAUCUAUUUCAGACGAGAACUGGAUCGAUACUCUUUGGACUCUGAAGACCUGUACAAUCGGAGUGCUGCAUCUCAGGCGAAUUUCAGGAACAAGAGGGGUCAGAUGCCAGAGAACCCCUAUUCUGAGGUUGGGAAGAUUGCAAGCAAAGCAGUUUACGUACCGGCCAAACCAGCGAGGCGGAAGGGGAUGCUGGUGAAACAAUCCAAUGUUGAAGACAGUCCAGAAAAGACCUGCUCCAUUCCAAUCCCAACAAUUAUUGUGAAAGAGCCAUCCACCAGCAGCAGUGGGAAAAGCAGCCAAGGGAGCAGCAUGGAAAUCGAUCCUCAGUCUUCAGAGCAACCUGGGCAACUCCGACCCGACGAUAGCUUAGGUGUCAGCAGUCCGUUUGCAGCAGCCAUCGCUGGAGCAGUGAGGGACAGGGAGAAGAGGCUGGAAGCAAGGCGUAAUUCUCCAGCCUUCCUCUCCACAGACCUGGGAGAUGAGGAUGUUGGACUAACACCACCAACACCACGUAUGAGGCAAUCUAAAUUUACCGACGAAGCAAUGUUUAGUAGUGAGGAUGGUUUUAGACAGCUUAUGUCACCAUCUCCGAUUCCCGCACCUAGAGAGCCUGAAAAUCUUUUUAAUAGCAGUGAACCCGGCAAUCAGAGUGAUUCAAGGACAUUAAAUGCGCAGUCCAAAACGAAAGGUACUGAAAACAGUACAGUGGCAGCUAAGCCCACGAAUGCAUCCAGCUCAGAUAAUUAUGUUCACCCAGUCACAGGAAAGCUAUUAGAUCCAAACUCACCACUAGCCCUCGCGCUCUCUGCCAGGGACAGAGCCAUGAAAGAACAAACCCAGCAGAUUCCAGGCAAAGGAGACACUGUUAAAGCUGACCUUAAUAAACCACUUUACAUCGAUACAAAGCUGAGACCCAAUAUGGAAACGACUUUUCCCGUUACUGCUCCUGUCACUAGGCAAAACACUCGUGGCCCAUUGAGACGGCAGGAGACCGAGAACAAGUAUGAAACAGAUGCAGGGAAAGAAAAGAAAGCCGAGGAGAAGAAGAACAUGUUGAUAAACAUUGUGGAUACUUCACAGCAGAAGUCAGCUGGCUUGUUAAUGGUUCAUACCGUGGACACAGUGAAGUCAGAAGACGCGCCCGAAGAUGAAGAGGAAAAGAGCGCUGAAGUGGAAUCCAACCCUGAAAACUCCCCACCAGAGAGGCCAGAGGGGAGCGAGGAAGCAGAAAGCGAGCUGACUGUGCCUGCCGAGCCUGAGCCACCGGCCUCUCCCUGCAAAACCAUCGUAGCAGCAAGCUCUGUGGACGACCCCGUCAUCCUGCCGUUCCGCAUCCCUCCGCCACCCUUAGCUUCCAUUGAUAUCGAUGAAGAGUUUAUGUUCACUGAGCCACUACCACCCCCCUUAGAGUUUGCCAACAGCUUUGAUAUCCCCGACGACCGCGCGGCUCCCGGUUCGGCUCUAACAGAGUUGGUUACGCAAAGAAAGAAUGGCACACCUUCACCUGCGCCAUUUGCCCCCAGCCAGGCAACAAAUUCCAUAGACAAUAAAAAGCAAGUGGCUCUUUCAAACUGUUUGCCUGCCUCCUUUCUGCCACCCCCUGACAGCUUUGAUAACGUCACUGACUCUGGGAUUGAGGAGGUAGACAGUCGGAGUAGUAGUGACCAUCACUUAGAGACAACCAGCACUAUCUCAACGGUGUCCAGCAUCUCUACCUUAUCCUCGGAAGGUGGGGAGAAUGUGGAUACUUGUACAGUCUAUGCAGAUGGGCAAACAUUUCUGGUGGACAAACCCCCAGUACCUCCUAAGCCAAAAAUGAAGCCCAUAAUCAACAAAAGCAAUGCACUUUACAAGGAUACGCUAAUUGAAGAAACUGUAGACAGCUUUGUUAUCCCUCCUCCCGCUCCGCCCCCCCCUCCGAUCAGUGCACAGCCCAAUAUGGCUAAAGUUGUUCCCCAAAGGACAUCUAAGCUAUGGGGUGACAUGACGGAGGUGAAAAGCCCAAUUCUCUCAGGCCCAAAGGCUAAUGUUAUUAGUGAAUUGAACUCAAUACUGCAGCAAAUGAACAGAGAGAAAUCCUCAAAGCCAGGGGAAGGAUUGGAGUCACCUACUGGAACAAAAACUGCAAGUCUCAGUACAAGGAGCACGGAAGUCAUGAGUACUGUCUCAGGUACACGAAGUACAACAAUCACUUUUACUGUCCGACCCGGAACCAGCCAGCCGAUCACACUGCAGAGCAGGUCCCCAGACUAUGACAGUAGGACCUCAGGAGCAAGGCAUGCUCCAAGCCCUGUGGUUUCACCAACAGAGAUCAAUAAAGACAUCAUGCCUGCUCCUCUGAGUGCUUCUGCUUCAGCUUCAUCUCCUUCUCCAACUCUGUCCGAUGUAUUUAGCCUACCCAGCCAGCCCCCUUCAGGGGACUUAUUUGGCUUGACCACAGGGCGCAGCAGGUCUCCUUCUCCCUCAAUAUUACAACAGCCAAUCUCAAAUAAGCCUUUUACAACUAAGCCUGUCCACCUGUGGACUAAACCAGAUGUGGCAGAUUGGUUGGAAAGUCUAAACUUAGGUGAACAUAAAGAAACAUUUAUGGACAAUGAAAUAGAUGGCACUCAUUUACCAAAUCUACAAAAGGAAGAUCUGAUAGACCUUGGAGUGACUAGAGUUGGGCACAGAAUGAACAUAGAAAGAGCUUUGAAACAGCUGCUGGACAGAUAAGAAUAGCUAUUUUGCCUCACAAACUUCUGUUGAUAACUAGAGAUGGGCUGGUACUGAAAUACCCCAAAUGCCUUGUCUGUCUGCGAGUGCCAGCAAAAUUGGGGGGGAGGGGGAAAAAGUUCAAUUCCUGGUACUCAGGUAAUGCAGACUGUGUGCUACAUGCCCAAGCAGAAAUUCAAUGUUUUACACGAGUGGGGCCAUUUUAUUUCAAAGUUGUGGGGAGAUACGAGAGAGAGAGAGAAAAUUGUUAACUUCAAAAAUCCUAUCUCUUGAUACUGCCCUUCUGCUGGAACCGUUACAUGCCGCUUUUCUUUCAAUUUAGAAUUGCAAGCAGUUCAUUUUUGUAUUGAAAAGCACUAUAUUCUCUUCUUGACGUUCAGUCUCCGAGCAGGCUUCCUUCCCCAGCCCUUAGUUCAUUUUAAGAGGACAGAUUGCUUCGUUGCCAUUCAAACCCAUUUUUAUCGGUAGCAGAGUCACAAUAUUAAGACAGGUGCAGGAGUUCAUAUUACUGUUUUUUACUAGUUAAGCUCUCUGACUUGUUGGCAGUGAAGCUGGUUGUUCUGCUGGAAUUAGUUCAAAGGUAACCUUGCUCUGUUUUACUUGGUAUUUCUUUAUUUCUGCAGUUACACAUAGCACUCUUCCAAGGUGGCAGAACAAGUUCAAUACACGCUCCAUUGACUUGACCUAUAAGACGAUGCAGACGUUGCGUAAAAAACCGAGGAGGAAUGCACACUUAGAGGUACAACAAAAUGAAGCUAGUUUGAACCUGAGACCCCCAGUUUUCAACCAGCUAAACUACUGCUAAGUUGCAAUAUGAACUCUGCAAGCCAGUAAAAAUUUAGGGUUUGGUACAGACGCGUCUUUUGGACCUCACAGUCAGAUACUCAAAUAUGCCAAACCCUGAGAGAUGCUGGUUAAUUCAGUGAGUGGAAAGUGCUUAGUUAGUUUGAACAUCAGGCCAAGAAAGAAGAAAAAGAUAGAUAGAUGAAUGUUCCCAUUGAAGAAAGUGGGAAGGUUGCCAGUGUUUUAAGUGAAGAGAGGGAUUUCAGCCUGUUAGCAGAAAUGGGAACGUUUCAACUCAUUAGGAAAAAAAAAGGUAAGAAGGUGACGCCAGGAUGGAGAGCAGUAGCGAGUAUCUCGGCAUCUGUGUGUUCCAAGGGCCAGGAGAAUUGGGUAGGCAUCCAGCUUCUCAUUUUUAUCACUGUUAACACGUAUUGGCUUCUUGGCAAGGCGAGCAGGCUGAGCACCUCGGGGGCUCCAGCCACUUCUUGGCACGGCUGUUGGUGCAGCUGCAGGAUGGAUGCGCACACCCUGUGGCCCAGCGUGGACUGGGGUGGUGGGGAAACGGAGCUCGAGGGCUUUCCAGGAGACUUCAGUCAGCAGGGGAGAAACACACAGAUUUGGUUAAAAGUCUGACUUUUUAUUUCCUUUUUUGUUUUUUUUUUUAAAGUUAACAAAUCUCUCUCUGCAUGUUUGAACUCCCCUUGUAAUUUACACCUCUUCAUAGCUGUGAGUUUUGUAGGUCUUUAUAAACGUAAUACUCAAGACAUUCAAGGUGGGUAAAUUGUGUGUGGACAGCUAGACUGCCUACCUACCAUCCUUCCAGGUUCUCUUACACUUUGGAAGGUACCUGAACUUUCUUUCCUUGCUAUGGUCCUUGAUAUGGUCCAGCCUAUCUCUAAUUUUUUUAUUGUGAUUAUUUUUGCUCACAAACAAGUGUCUAAUUAGGUCUGCAACAGCCCUAGUAUGAGUACAUAAAGUUUAGCAUUUUAAAUAUCUUUCUUUACUGCAAGUUUAAAUAGUUGUACAGAUAGUUUAUAAGCACAAUAUUUUAAGAAAAUAAGUGGCUGGUCUACUGGCAGCCUUUGUGCCACUUCAGUGCUAGGAAGUUAAAAACAAAAAAAACAUAAAAAGAAAAAAAAAAAAAACCUAAAAAAAAAAAAAUAAAACUUUUGUGGUUUACUACUAUUUCUGUGGAAUAAUGAUAAAAGUCUUGACCUUUUUAAAAAUCAACCUCAUUUGGAUGCAUCUGAACCAGCAGAGCUAUGUUAUAUUUUCUAUCUUUGCUAGAACUUCUACAAAGGAGGAUGAAUCUUUCUUCAAAAGUGGUUAUAGUUACCAACUCAUUGGAUACUCAUAAAAUACAACUUACGUAGCCUCCUGCCCCCUUUACGGAACAACAAAGAUCUUUUGACUUAAGACCUGUUACUAUAUUUGUAUUUGAAAGUUCCAAGUAACCUUGUAAUAAAAACCAAGUGCUGAGGCAUUUUCCUUUGAGGAGUACUGAGUUUUUCCGUAGGCGGUGUAGAAAUCGGCAGUGUCAUCCAGAUAGGCGAUGCAGGCAACUCGAGGCCAUCAGAUCCUUUCUAAGAGGUGUAAAAAUGGUGAUUUAGCCAUCAUUGUCUUCCAUUUGGUGAUACGACAGAAUUCAGUAAAUAAACCACUAAUGCCAUGCUCUCUUCUUUUCUUGUUUCUUUGGGUACAGUUGAUCUUACCUCUGUAACAUGUGCCAGAAAAUGCAUUAGGAAAUACGGUAGUAAAAGCAAAUGUAGAAGUUGACUUUUAAGCUGCUUUUUAAUCACAACCUUCUUGUUGAAUUUACGUUGAACACGUGCUGACAUACACGGUAAAUUACAGGUGACAGUAAUCCCUUUCUUACACAGGUGUGUUUCUUGCUCGUGGAUCUUUUCAGGUACUGAAAGACUAGGAACAAUAUACCAUUAGUAGAAAAGAGGUUUAAAGAGCUAAUGAAAUAGUUUAUUUUUUACCUUGUGUCUUACAAAGUAAAGGUGAGGAGACCUGGGCGGACCUACUUUCCCCACUAAAAUACCCCUCUGCCAAGAGGAAUCGGUCUCUAGCUCUGUGCGAGGAUCUUGCUACAGAAAGCAAUAGUAACAGAUACAACGUUGCCUCCGAGUAUUUUCACCAGUCUGGAAAUGUUGGGGGGGAGGAGAGAAGACCCAUUUCUUUCAUGCUACUACGAUAGUGAAAAUCAAGUUGUUAGAGAUCUCUGAAAUACGUUCUGAUAUUCUGGGUUUUAGGAUCAAAUUUUGUUUAUAUACUGUAAUUUAAAUAAAUUGCAUUUACAUGCCUAGUUUCUGUAAUAUUUGUGUAUACAAUACCAAAACCUUACAAGAUGUAAAUUGUGUAUAACUGCACAGACUCCUUGCCCUAGGUGUCUGAGAACAUUUUAAGUUGAAUUCAUAUAUUAUAAAAUGACUAGAUGUGACUGUUGAUUUACAGAAUUUACAUAUCACAAAAGUUACUUAUUUGUGGGACUUAAGUUAAUAAAAAUAGUGCUUUUUUUCCUCCGUUCUUAACGAGCAUUACCCAGUUGAUCUGGCGAUGAUUAUGUGUAUGAGCCACAAGUAUUGAUGAUUUUUUUCCAUUACAUUUUUUCUUUUCUUUUCUAGAUAUUACUCUGUUUCUCGCUAUAGUUUGUGUAACAACUUGUGUUCACGUUCUCUAUGUUGCUGUAAUUUUUGUGCUUUAAUUCCUCUGAUUUCGACUGAUUAAACAAAUCGAGCUCCUGUAACUUGCACUUUUCCCCAAUCCUUAAUACUCUUGUAUGGCAACCAAAAUUACUGUAAGAAAUAAAUAUAAUAUUGCACUAAGGUUGUGGUUCUGAUUGCAAACAGAGAACACUGUCUGGAUUUUCAUUAAAAAAAGAAAAAGAAGUUGCCAAACCCCUUGCAAUCUGUUAUUGAAAGCGCAUAAAAUGCUUUAACAAAAUGUAGAUAAAGGUGAAAUAAUUGAUCUAUUUCCUUUUUAUUUCUUCUUUUUUUUUUUUUUUUUGGUUAAAGCAUUCCUUAUGCCAAACACUAAUUCAUUUCCUGAAUGUCUGAUUCAUGUUUUGAUAUUGGAAAAGUAAAACUUUUCAGCAAGAGGGAGAAAACUCCGUAUCUAUUUGCCUUAAGGUGGAUUUCAAGUGCUGGAUGAGUAUUCUCUUCCCUGAGCACGUGUGGGAAGGCGCGCUCUGCCCCGCGUGCUGCUGGCGGUCUCAGGAUGCUGGGGCUGGCUCUGCUCUGCAAUUCCAUGUGGCACUGAAAGGUUUGGGAGGGAGUACUGGGGAGGUUUUGUAGGGCAGAGCAGCUCCAUGGAGAAAAGGAUCCGGUCAGUGCUCCUUGUGUGUCUUGUGACUGGAAAAAUGUACCGGCGGGGUUUGUUUGUACUGUGAAUAAACAAGGCUCAAAACGGGAAAACCAAGGGAACCAUUCACAUCUUUUGGCUUAAUCUAAACAUUUGUUUUUCUAUUUUCAAAUGGUGAUGCAAUGAAGAAUAUUUUUUAUUUUCAUUUUCUAAGAUAUUGGAAUAAAUGCCUAGAACUGUU
Messenger RNA from Strigops habroptila (Kakapo), 10085 nucleotides. It is a transcript of the gene SHANK2, whose product is annotated as SH3 and multiple ankyrin repeat domains 2. Gene Ontology annotation, cellular component: postsynaptic membrane; postsynaptic density; dendritic spine. NCBI's taxonomy places the organism in Eukaryota, Metazoa, Chordata, Aves, Psittaciformes, Psittacidae. The transcript has 25 exons. The coding region runs from base 230 to 5755 and encodes 1841 amino acids. The record is from RefSeq and is a predicted model, not a curated record. Gene Ontology annotation, molecular function: ionotropic glutamate receptor binding; synaptic receptor adaptor activity.